UAGAUUUUGUUCAAUUUGAAAAGAUUUUUGCAGCAAGUUAACGCUGUCGCCUGCUACCUAUGUGUGGCUGUUUUCAACAAGUUUAGCUUAAAUUUAGUUAGGUAUUUAGGGUUUUACUGAAUGUACAGAGAUUUUGAAUAAAGAAGUUGCCGUGAAAAGGAUUUUUUGCUGAUUAACUCGACAAAUAACCAACAAAAUGUCAGGAGAAGCUCAGGACUCGCAACCCAUCUGGACUCGCCCAUCGAGGCAUAAAAGAAAGAGACGAACGAGGGCGCAAAUUGAUUACGUCGAGAUGUCUGUCAGGUACGGUUCAAUAAAGCUUCAAGUUCCGCAUGGAUUUAAAAGUCUUCUGGAACAUCUAGCAAGGGAGAUACUGCGUGAACAACCCAAGAAUAUUCCCGAAUUUGCCGCCGCAUAUUUCAAGCAUUUACUGCAGAAGCGUGAAGAUGGCCGUGCAGAUGAAUACUUAGUGAACGAACGAAUAGUAGAAUCAGAAGUCACUUUACCAAGCGCAGUGGAAGCAGAACCAGAGCCUGCACCACAAAGUUACGAAGUAGUCACUCAGGAACCUGUCUCAGCUCCGGCUGAAGAUGAGCAAGUUACUCAACAAGAAGAAGAAGAAGAAAUGCCUGAUCUUGAGGAUCCAGAGGUACAAAAAGCAGCUACCAUGAUCCAAGCCUCCUUCCGGGGAUUCAAGACAAGAAAAUCAAUAUCACCUUCCAAAGCUCCUACUCAGAAAGAUAUAGAGCAGUUACAAGACCAAGCUUGCAGCAGUUCUUCGUUCGAGAGAACAGCAAGCGACGCAACAACAGAUAAAACAGCUUUAAUAGAAGCUCUUGUACAAUCAGGAGAGAGUUUAGAUAGUAUCGGCCCUCCUAGUUCGUUAUGCGUUGUGCAGAGCGAUACGCAACAAAUAGAAGAGUUGAACGCGCCAAGUGAAUCAUCCCUUGUUGUUAGAGAGACGUUAGAUGCAGCAUCACAGCCUGAAAGUAUACGCAGACACUCAGACAUUGGUCCGCUGGAAGUGGUGGGACGCCAGGCUCAAUCGAAGCCACCAGUAACAUCUUCACCUGUUGUCUCCACCCCACAGAAAGUUUCUGAAGUGCCCAUUGAGCCCAUCGAGGUCCAAAGUAGGAAUGAUGCUGAAUUAGACCAUGCUGCUGUGUGUCAGUCAUUGGUCUGCACCAAGACAGGUCUAGAUGCAGCAGAGCCUGCUGAAGAGCCAUCUGCUGCUGAACCCUCAGCCGCCGAAGAAUCUGCGGUUGAACCAGUCGCUGAAGAGUCUACGGCUGAACCAGAUACUGAAGAGCCUGCUGCCGAACCAGCCGCUGAAGAGCCUGCAGCUGAACCAAAUACUGAAGAGCCUGCCACAGAACCAGCUGCAGAAGAGCCUGCAGCUGAGAAGCCUGCAAACGAACCAACCACUGAAGAGCCUGCAGCUGAACCAGCUGCUGAGGAGCCUGAACCAGCACUGCAGGAAUCUGAAACGAAAGAAGACGAAACUGCAGAAUCACAACCAGCACAGGAAGAGGCUCCCGUUGCUGCCCAAGAGGAAAAGACGGAGGAAGCAGCUCCAGAGGCAACUGAAGGAGCCAUCCCAGAAACAACAGCAGAACAAGAUGAGACUCCGCCGGCAACAACUGCAGAAGAACCACAGGCGGAAGCAGCUGAGGAACCACAGGCCGAAGCAGCCCCAGCAGAACAAGUUGAAGCUGAUGUAGAACUUAUCCAAUCUGAGGCUCCAGCAGUUGUGACAGGAGAGACAUCGGCAGCUGAAACAACUGAUGCCCCUACUGCAGCUGAAGAAACAAAGACAGAAGAACAAACUGAGGAAGUAGCCGAGCCUGCUGCAACAGAAGUUGAGGCUGAGCCUGCGGCAGCAGAAGUUGAGGUUGAGCCUGCUGCUGCAGAAGUUGAGACUGAGCCUGCUGCAGCAGAAGUUGAGGCUGAACCUGCAGCAGCAGAGCCACAAGCUGAAGAAGCUAAAACAGAGGAACCAGCAGAAGAAACAAAAACUGAGGAACCAGCAGCAGCUACGGAGGAAGAAAAACCUGCGGAAGUAACAGAAGAAGCUAAAGCAGAAGAGCCAGCAGCUGCAGAGGAAGAGAAACCAGCGGAAUCUGAAGACAAACCUGCUGAAUCUGCUCCAGAGGCUGCAACUGAAGAGAAAUCAGAAGACAAACCAGCAGAACCUGAAUCCGCUCCAGAGGCUGCAGCUGACGAGACUAAACCAGAGGAAGCAGCACCAGCAGCGGAGUCAGCUGAGCCAGAAAAGACUGAGGAGGAGCCCGCAAAACAAGAAGAGAGCCCUCCGGAGGCUGAACAAAGCGUAUCCAUGGCUGAAGAAGCAACAUGAUUUUAGUUUUCAUAAUUUCAUUUCUUUAAAUCGCACUGUGUUUUUCUUUCAACCCAACAAAUUUUGUCUUGUUUUUUUCGAGCGAGCAAACAAAGUAAAAAUAGUGGCUGAAUUUGUAGUCCAGCUUAUUACUCAACAAUAGCUUUCUUGGCGCUCCCAUCAAUAAUGAGUCUCCUUUGCUUCCGAAUAUGCAUAACCGUCCUUUGGAUAUUCUCUGGAAAAAUGAUAAGUUUUCUUAAUGAAGACUCGAGUUUUUGGAUGGUGGACGCCAUUUAUCUGGAAUUUUUUUUUCAAGAUUUUUUUUACGCCUUGUAUACGAGCAGCAUUUAUAUACAUUGGGACAAUCUCCUUUCCAGGGGCAUAGCCAGGAGGUUGAGUGAUUGCCAUGUCGUCCUGUAAAGAAAGCAUUUAUCUGUAUCAUACAUACCGGUAGCAAUUUUUAGUAGCUUGCAACGCUUUUUGACCCUCAAUACCUGGAAAUUCACACGAUUAUCUAGCUCAGGGCUACUCAACUGGCGGACCGCGGUCCGAAUCCGGAUCUUUCGACUAUUUGAUUCGGACCGCACCCAAUUCUUUAUUUUGGAUCAUUAUUCUCACUUUUAAAGUUUCAUUUUAUAAAAUGACAUUUAUUGUUUUGAAUAAAUAUGAAAAGAACUGUAACACCAUAAUAAACAAUCUUGAUUAGCUAAUAAUAAUCGUUAGCCAGUCGAGGAUGUGCGCGUUUGCGGAUGCCGAAAUAUAAAUUAUGGAACGCCGGACCUAAAAAAUUUUGAUGUUUUGUACGAGGGUCUUCGGUAAAAAUAGUUGAGUAGCCCUGAUCUAGCUGAUUCAGUCUAACUUGGCAAUUAGAAAUUACUGGCUACGUCCCUGAAUUAAAUAAGCCUGGAGAACAGAAUAAAACUUGCUUAUAUAAACCUUGUUUGGAGUGGAAUGAGGGAAACCCUAUUUGCGUUCUUGUGUUUUAUAGAAAAUUUGUUGGGUUCUGUAUUAUAAAUACACAAAUGUAAAGUCACUGUUUUGUAAUAUAAAAUAAGCAGAUG
Messenger RNA from Styela clava, 3396 nucleotides. The record is from RefSeq and is a predicted model, not a curated record. Lineage: Eukaryota; Metazoa; Chordata; Ascidiacea; Stolidobranchia; Styelidae.